AUGGAACGAGAAACUGAAGAUAAGGAAUUUAGAGAUCAUCUUCUGAAUGAGGAAUAUGGACUGUGUGUUUUUGUGACAACAGUGCUUAACACUCGAUACAUUAUUUUGCAAAAUGAGACUGUAGAUACUGGAAAAUUUCUUUUGGAACUUGAAUGCCUUCUACCAAAGGAACAGGACAACUUUUCGAGGUUUGAUUUGAAUGCAGACUCACUAAAACGAGUUCUACAGUCUAUGGAUACAGAAUAUGACAAGACAGUUUUGAAGGCCAUGAUUUUCGCUUCGGCGUCAAGGAAGAAAGUCUAUGAGCUUGGUAUUAAACCAGAGAAUGCUGUAGGUUUCCUUAACAAAGUUGUCAAUGUAUCCACAGAAUGUGAACAAGCUAUUGAAGCAGCAGGGGAUAUUUUAGAACUGCAAGAUAAGGACAAAUUGACAUCCAUAAAUGAAAAAAUAGAAGUCAUUGAGCAAAGCUUGGGAAAAAAGGAAAGUUUGAUAUCUGAAAGGCGCAAGGCAGAUCUUAUUUCAGAAAAGUCAAGUCUAGAAGAGAGAAAAGAGUGGAUAGAGAACGAUCUGCAACAAGAUGACUCUAAGAGUGUUAGAAGAUAUAAUCAAAGAAAACGGAGAUUGGCAAGAACACUUGUUCAUAACAGCAGGGUGAAAAGACGCAAACUUGGUGCAGGGGCAAACAAGAGUUUGGACACCGAGGAUGAGGAAUUUAUUGCACGAUCUAUAGAGGAAACAUGCACUGCCCAUGGUAGGCGCCAUGAUACUGUACUCUAUAGCCAUCACCGUGUUAAGAAACGGCACUUUUUAUCAUUGGCCAACUAUAACCUCCAUCGCAGAGGUAAGAAACUGAUAAAAUCAGCUACAACUGUGCUUAGCGAGGUAGACCAAAGAACAUUAAUUCAAGGGCAGCAAAAGCACAUUGUGGAAAGUCACUUUUUUGUUCCAAAAAACCUCCCAAGACUGAAAGUGAAUCAGGUUUGGCAACUCAUCAUCAAAGAGCACAUAUACGCAAUUGCAAGCUUGACAUGUUCAAGAGAAGAAAUAAAACAAGUCACAUGA
Molecule: messenger RNA, 1062 nt
Organism: Paramuricea clavata
Lineage: Eukaryota; Metazoa; Cnidaria; Anthozoa; Malacalcyonacea; Plexauridae
Source: the annotation of a GenBank genome assembly